This is a messenger RNA of Sphaeramia orbicularis (orbiculate cardinalfish), 1972 nucleotides long. It is a transcript of the gene ak8, whose product is annotated as adenylate kinase 8. The coding region runs from base 238 to 1629 and encodes 463 amino acids. Lineage: Eukaryota; Metazoa; Chordata; Actinopteri; Kurtiformes; Apogonidae. The transcript is spliced from 15 exons. Gene Ontology annotation, molecular function: ATP binding; nucleobase-containing compound kinase activity. Gene Ontology annotation, biological process: nucleobase-containing compound metabolic process. The record is from RefSeq and is a predicted model, not a curated record.
AGGCGGAAAAGCUGUCUGUUUCCGGUUUGCUUUUCUGCGUUGCCAGGAUACGCCGUAGCUCGUGACGUCUUUCCCUAACAACAGUGAAGCACGUCUUAGCAACCGAGGACCGACGAAGACCAAUUUAACAACAUUUACAGGUAAAAAGUACCGGACACGGAACGGUAACGGGUGGAAUUAUCAGGAAAAACCGGCUGUUUGGACUGAAAAAGCGCCGGAAUCUGUGACGUGGUCCUGAUGGAUGAGACGGUGAAACCUGUGAGGGUCCCCCUUCAGAUGUCCACCUACGCAGACAGACACCACCUGUUCCACCUGAUGGAGAUCCUGGUGUCCGGCCUCAUCGUCCAUCGUCCUGAUGAUCCCAUCUCAUGGUUGAUCCAUUUCCUUCAGAGGAGCCGCAUCGACGUUCCCAGGGUUCUGCUGCUCGGUCCUCCUGCUGUGGGUAAACACACUGUAGUCACACAGCUGUGUGCUGAGCUGAGAGCGGUCCAUGUGACCAUGGACAGUUUACUGACGGGCCAAUCAGAGCUGAGCUGUCAGAGUGAGCAGGACUUUCCUGCUGAGCCACUGGUCAAACGGAUCCAACAGAGACUGAGUGAAGUGGACUGUCUGAACCAGGGCUGGGUGUUGGAAGGCAUCCCUCAGACUCGUCUUCAGGCUCUGAGUUUACAACAGGCUGGAGUGUUCCCUGAACACGUCGUUCUUCUGGAGGCUCCUGAUGAUGUUCUGAUGGACAGGAGUCGGGGGAGGCUGGUGGAUCCUCUGACAGGAGACAUCUACCAUCACACCUUCAUCCUGCCGUCUGACCAGACUGUCGCUCAGCGUCUGGAGAAGGGGCGGAGUCUUUCAGAGGCACAGUUAUUGGUCCACCUGCACCGUUACCGCCGUGAGGUGGCAGGUCUGAGCUCCGCCUACAAAGACGUCCUGAAGGUCAUCAACAGUGACCAACCGCAGGCUGACGUCUACCAGCAAGUGCUGUCUUUUGUCCGGACUCGUCAUCGCUCCAGAACUCCCAGAAUCCUCCUGUUGGGUCCACCGGGGUCAGGGAAGAGUCACCUGGCAAGACAGUUGUCUGAGAAAUACAAGAUGGUGGACGUUUGCUGUGGUCGGUUGUUGAGGUCUGCAGCUGCUCAGAGUUCUGCUGUUGGAGACCAGGUCCGACCGUAUGUGGAGGACGGACGACCAGUUCCAGACUCGGUGGUUCUGCAGAUUCUUCAGGACCGUCUGAGCAGAGUGGACUGCAGCUGCAGAGGAUGGGUCCUCCAUGGGUUCCCCUCUGACCUGCAACAGGCCAGGGGUCUGCAGGAGACCCAGCACCAGCCCAACAGGGUCUUCUUCCUGGAGCUGACAGAUGAUGUCUGUGUGGACAGACUCAGCCUCAGAUCCACAGACCCCGUCACCGGACACAGGUUCCACGCUGUGACUCGACCGGCGCCGAGCACCGAUGUCCACGAGCGCCUGCAGACCCACCCGGCGGACCGCAGAGGGGCCGUGACCCUCAGGUUGAACCAGUACCGGGCUAACGACCCAGGACUGAAGUCUGUGUAUCCGGAUGCAGUUCAUAUCGACGCUGAUCAGGAUCCUCACUCUGUGUUCGAGGCUGUGGAGAGCAGAUUAACAACUGACUGAUCACAUGGAAACACCUGGAAACACCUGGGAAAAAAAAACAAAAACCUGAAAACCAAGGCAUCACUGACUCACCUGAAUACAACCUGAGCUCCUCUCCCAUCGCUGGAGUUUGUUCUGAAUUCAGUGAAACACAUAAAAUCAGUUCCAAACCCAAACCGAACCUGUGGUGACUUUUGUGUUCACAUCAGCACAACGACGUUUCAACCAGUUUGGACUGAAAAUGUUGAGUUUCAUCUUUUAGUUUUAAUCGUGUGUGUUUUUACUGUCAAACACCUUCACCUCCACCGUUCUGGACUGAAAAUGGACUUUCACCUCUUUGUUUUAUUCUCUUUGGCAAGAAACA